This is a messenger RNA of Bipolaris maydis ATCC 48331, 3210 nucleotides long. Lineage: Eukaryota; Fungi; Ascomycota; Dothideomycetes; Pleosporales; Pleosporaceae. The record is from RefSeq and is a predicted model, not a curated record.
AUGGGACAUCUCAACAUUUCAACUGAGCCUGCCCCGGGCGUGACCAUUGACCAGAAGGACAACAAGAUUACCAUCACAAUCACAGCCGCGCCGCUGUCCGAUGACGGAGUCAUUGGCAGGGACACGCAUGCUCUGUGGCAUGCAGCCUACGUGCGCUUGCGGGAGGAGCACACAAAAGAACUGGUCGAUUUUGAGGAGCAGGCUGCCAUUGUCUUUCGGCCCUUGCAGAGAAGAAACAGCUCGAAUGUUCUUGCCCGCUCCUCCAUGCCUGGCUGGCACACUAUGGAGCCGAAAGCAGUGCUGGGUGCCAUCCGCCACUGGAUCUUCGAGGGUGAAUUUGACGGAAACAAGGGAACUGAGGGAGACGAGGAGAAAAAAGAGGACCAGGUGUGCCGUGCUCUGUCGUCGAGCAAGACAAUAUUGAACAGAAACGUGCAGGAGAACCCGGGCGCCCACCUCGCGUGGGUUGCAGCCGGUCUAUGUAUCCAGACACUGGUCGAGAAACCACUGCCCGCAUCUGAGGCGCCGGGCCUCGCAUAUAUUAUCGCACGCGUUGCUUUCUAUGACCGGCUGGCGCAACUAGCGUCCAAGGUCCCAGGGAAAGACGAAGCAGGCGACAAGCCCCUCUGUGAGGGGCUUGUCGAUCUGUACACGGCUGUACUGAAGCAGCUAAUUGUCGUCCUUGCGCUGGGCUAUGUGCCGCGCGAAACGCGUGCACAGCAGCAGAAAUUUGACAGCCCGUACGCAGGUGUAGGUAGCGCAGCUGUGCAUCCCAUCAUCGCGCUUGAGUCGUCCUUGUGGCAGCAUGUGGGGGAUAAGGCACUGGAAGAGAGCAUCACCAAGCUUGUGCGCCUACAGGCGCCGUCCACAGCUCUGUCUGACAAGGAUGGCAGGGAGGCCUACGAGACAUCCAACGACACAACGAAAGGCGACAACCAUGUCGAUGAUGACGAUGGCAAUGGUAGCGAUGACGAGGCUGAUGAUGACGAUUACAGCGAUGCCGAUCAAUCUGACAACAACGAAAACAAUGACAGCAACGUCGACGCGAAAACCUACGCCACCCUCUACGACAAUAGGGAUGACGCUUCUGUAUGCAGAGAGAUACAGAAACUGCUAUGUGUGGCCCCCAUACAGCCACCGUGCCUACCGCGGCCGCCGCUGCCGCCGCUCCAUGAUUCGCCGGACGUGCUCGAUGGCCUGUAUCGAUGGGCGUUGAAACAGGACGAGUACAGGCGGUGGUGCAAGGUACACAGCCCGACGAUGUCGAUUCAUAUGCCCGCAUUCUCUGAGUCCACACGCAGGCGGAAGCUGAGAACCAGCCUGCCGAUGGAUGCUGGGCGAUCAAAACGUGUCGUGGCACACGCGUUUUGGAGCUGGUCCCGGGACGUGAACGGCAUGUCCAUAGUGUCUGUCCUGCGAGACUUAGUAUGGACUGUGCUCGCAGCUCAGCCCAAGUUGAAGAAGCACCUAGUGGAGGUGGUGCAGGUCAUGGGCUGGCCCUCACUACUGGAUGGUGACGGCGAAAACUCAAAAGCGCGGUACGCCGCGUUGGGCACGUCAUGCGACUUUUAUACCAUGCUGGUGCUGCUCUGCCGCAUUGUGCGCGAUGAAGAGUUUGCACCGACGUGUUCCAUCGUUGACUACAUGAACGUGUCGUUAGGUGAUGAAGAUGUCGACUAUGAGGGUGGCCGGGACGGGUCCCACAAAAACGGCCUGAGCGGCUCGGCCCGCACCGCGCAAAAGCGCGCGUGGACGGUCCGCGACCUAGUGGCGCUCGUGCGCACAACGUGUCGCCAGUCACGCAAGGUGGCCUGGAUCAUGUCGUCCUCGUCCUUAUUUUCAUCGCUGUCGAAAGGUGAAUACCACCUUGACCUCUCACCUGAGGACCUGACACUUGGCAAGGUCAUAUACGGCCAUGUCCGAGCCACAUUACAAGACAGGCUCGAUAAAAAGCGUUACACAUCGGAUAUACUGAAUAAUCUCGCGACCGAGCUCAUCCGUAAGGCUAGCAGCCAUGUCACCUGGUCCACAAUCGCUGUUGAUCUUCUCGCUAGAGUUCGCCUGCCAUGGAACGCGAUGCACGUCCUACAGCGACUGCCCGACAGUAGCGCGGGCCUAGGUCCUCUUCUGGACAGCAUCGUGCGAGUUAAUGCUAGCGACAGUGAUCGUGACAAUAGCAGCGCCGAAACACUCGUCGAAACCGUCUUAAAAGUGGCGGCGCUCACGUUCCGCCCCCCGACGGUCCUCGAGCUGGCAGCACUUGCCGAGCCGCCGGCCACGGUGGACGCUGUGAUUUUUAUCGAUGUCCUCACACGUCCACUGCUAGAGCUCCAGGCUUUAGACAACACGAAUGGAAGAACAGAAGGACAGAAAUACGUUUACUUUUCGAGUCGGGCAGUGUUGGCGGCCCAGCGCGCACGUUUGGCCAAGGACACUACGGCACGCGACCUGCACGCCGACAUGGUUUGCCGCCACCUGCACUGUCUUGCACGUCACUACGGUGAUGCCGAGAAUAAGGAGCUCUCAUUGUAUAUGGAAUUCGCGUGGUUGCGCCACCUGGACCUUGUGGACAUUGGCCCGACAGAAAACCCACCGCUGGCGGACCCGCUGACGAACCAAGUAUGUGGCUUCGUCGCGCGGAACGCGGGCGCAUGGCUCUGCAACCUGGAUCAGCUCGGAUUCAUCGAUGUUGUCAGGCGGCGGCUGUCGCCGAUCCAGGCUGAGUUGAAGACCUUAUUCAUGCGCAUUGUGCGUUCACAGGUAUUGGGCAUGUCCCUGACCGAUACCGAGCACUUCCUGCGCAAAAUGAGCUACAAAUUCAGUAAAGACAAAGACGACAAUUUGCCCAUCGUACCGCAGCUGGUGUUGCUCGGCCUACCGUCCCUGGACAGUGGGGAUAUGGCUGAGGCGGCAGCGCUCAUUGCCACGCUCGAGGGCCACAAAGACUGGGUGCGCAACGCGUGCUGGGCCUAUGAAGGUCGACUGAUUGUUUCGAUAUCGGACGACAAGACACUUCGGUGCUGGGGCCGAGCAUCAUGCUGCAUGCAGCACGUCACAGACGAUAUACUACACACGGGAUACGCGAACCAUCUAGCCCUCUCGCGAACCGACCCCAGCAUGGUUGUUUCCAUGGACAACCAGGAUCUUGUGCUCUUUGAUCUCGCCAUUGGCGCCAUCCCCAUCGCGAAAAGGUCCCAUUACCAUAUUUGA